This is a messenger RNA of Penicillium subrubescens, 2577 nucleotides long. It is a transcript of the gene las21, whose product is annotated as mannose-ethanolamine phosphotransferase LAS21. The transcript has 7 exons. The record is from RefSeq and is a predicted model, not a curated record. Gene Ontology annotation, biological process: GPI anchor biosynthetic process. Bases 1 to 2577 code for a protein of 858 amino acids. Lineage: Eukaryota; Fungi; Ascomycota; Eurotiomycetes; Eurotiales; Aspergillaceae. Gene Ontology annotation, cellular component: endoplasmic reticulum membrane.
AUGAGUCUCUUCCAAUCCAGCUGGACCACUUUGCUGGCCAAUAUCUUGAUCCCUGUGGGAAUCCUCACUUUCUCUUCCGGGUUCUUCCCCUAUAAGCCACUCCUUCCGGGCCUUGCGGCAUUCGAUGAGGCUGAUCAGGAUGCCACGUCUCCAAUUUUUGAUAAAGUCGUGUUUAUGGUGGUAGAUGCAUUGCGCAGUGACUUUGUUUACUCCAACGAGUCUGGAUUCUUGUUCACGCAAAGUCUGAUUCGAUCGGGUGUGGCAUUGCCCUUUACUGCCCAUGCAAGCUCUCCAACGGUCACCAUGCCUCGAUUAAAGGCCAUGACUACAGGUUCUGUUCCAUCGUUCCUGGAUGUGAUCCUCAAUAUCGCCGAGUCAGACACAUCGUCAACUCUUGCUUUCCAGGACACCUGGCUAGCCCAAUUGAAAGCCCGAGGAGAUCAACUUGUCAUGUACGGGGAUGAUACGUGGCUUAAACUGUUCCCUGGCAUGUUUGGUCGAGCUGAUGGCACUACCAGCUUCUUUGUAUCGGACUUUGUGGAAGUGGACCAGAAUGUUACCCGUCAUGUUCCGACUGAGCUUGCCCAAGACGACUGGUCAGCUAUGAUCAUGCAUUACUUGGGUUUGGAUCACAUUGGCCACAAGGCAGGGCCUAGAAGCUCGUACAUGAUACCAAAACAGCAAGAGAUGGACGCAAUCGUGAACGAAGUUUACAGCGCAAUUCAACAGAAGCCACAUCUUGAGUCUACUUUGUUCGUUCUGUGCGGCGAUCAUGGCAUGAAUGAUGCCGGAAACCAUGGUGGUGCAUCGGCCGGAGAGACAUCCCCGGCCCUACUCUUUAUCUCACCUAAAUUCGAGGCUUUGGGAGUCCGCCAAGAAAGCCCUGUUGAGGCCUUUGACGAUCUCCAAUACUACCGUACAGUCGAACAAGCAGACAUUACACCGACAUUGGCUGGUCUCCUCGGAUUGCCAAUCCCUCUCAACAGCCUGGGGGUCUUUAUCCCCGAGUUUCUAGAUCUGUGGGAAUCCAAAUCCCAGCGGCUUCAGAUGUUGACUCGAAAUGCUCGUCAACUCUUAAAUACCGUCCAAGCUACGUUCCCUGGCUUUGCAUUCAACCAAGAAGCCAUUGCGGCAAGCUGUGCAACAGGAGCAGACUCUGGUAUCGAAGGUGCCCAGUGCGCAUGGUCCGAAGUUCUCCGGCUUUCAUCUGGCGCCAUCACAAAUGACGAGACAUCCUCAGCUCUGGAAUCAUCCCUGCUGCGGUUUUCGCGAAUCGCACAAGAUGUGAUGAGCAGCACCGCAAGUAAUUACAAUAUCUCCAGACUCUGCCUGGGACUGGUAAUCACUGGCAUUGCGGCGCUUCUCGUCUUCCCCAACACAUAUUAUGAAUGUGCGCGGUCGACGUAUACUGGAGUCUUCCUUGGAUUCAUGAUCGUUGGCUAUGGAAGCAUGAUGUUCGCGAGCAGUUAUGUGGAGGAGGAGCAACAAUUCUGGUAUUGGAUUUGCUCCGGGUGGAUGUUCUAUUUACACGCUCGGUCGGCAUCGCCCAGGACAGGCUCUUCAAGAGCUACUGGCAGACUGUCUCGUCACGGCAGCAAGUUUGCUAUUCUGGGACUCGCAGUCGCCCAGCGGGUUAUUCGGCGCUGGAAUCAGACUGGCCAGAAAUUUGCAGCCGAACCAGAUAUUGCGCGAACUUUUUUUCCAGCCCACCCGGCCGUCUUUUGGGGUUUGUUUUUGCUCUCAUAUGCAGAUGCGGGGUAUCAUAUUCUGCGAAGUCUACCAUCCUCUGCUGUGCUAAAGCUUGGAGGCGUAGGCCUUACAGCUUUGGCUUUUAUAUUCAAGCUGAAUUUCGUCGCAAACGACUCUCCUGAACUCCUUGUGGGGUCCUUCUUAUCGAAGACCGCAGAGAUAUGGCCAGAAAGUCUGUCACUGGUUCUGCAGGCAAGGCUCAUCUUUGGAGGGCUUGUGUGUUGUGCUCUUCUUGCGAUCGUGGCCCAAUAUCAGCCCGGUGCAAGGCGUGUCUCCAAUACACUCCUCCACGAGGCUCUUCAUCUGUUCUUGAUGACCCAAUCUCGAGCCUCCAACAUCCCCCUAUUCUUCGUAUUCCGCAUCGCUGCCAUGACACUGUCCUCGAUGAACCUGUCAGGAAUCGAGGUAACCAUCACAACCUUGAUCCUCCAAUACACCACCUUCUUUGCAUUUGGAGGUUCGAACGCGAUCUCCUCAGUCGAUCUUUCAAGUGCCUACAACGGUGUCGGCAGCUACAGCGUAGUGAUGGUAGGAAUUUUGACGUUCGUUAGCAACUGGGCGGGCCCAAUCUGGUGGGUUUCUGCAGGCCACUUGCUUCGACCCCAACAAGGCUCGGAGGAUCAUAACGCAGCUUCGCUGCUCACAUUCCACAUCGCCACUUCACUGAUGUCCGUCAUGGCAGCGUGUACUGCCCUGCGGACACAUCUGUUCAUUUGGACCGUGUUCUCGCCCAAAUAUUUGUAUACGAUGGCAUGGGCGACAGCCAACCAUGUUGCAGUGAAUCUGCUGGGCGGUGCUGGUCUUUCUUUUCUUCGGUCUCGGAAAUGA